Lathyrus oleraceus (garden pea) is the source of this 768-nucleotide messenger RNA. RefSeq lists its product as uncharacterized. Bases 1 to 768 code for a protein of 255 amino acids. The record is from RefSeq and is a predicted model, not a curated record. The transcript has 2 exons. Lineage: Eukaryota; Viridiplantae; Streptophyta; Magnoliopsida; Fabales; Fabaceae.
AUGGCCGAGCAAGAGCAAGAGAUAGAAAGAGUCAAUGAAGAGCUUACAGAUCUACGUGGGAAUAUAGGUCAAAUCAUGGAGAUGUUGCAAAUCGUCAAUCCGGUGAUUAAUCCUCAACCUGCAGUUACUACUCCAGCAACUUGGCCUCCCUUUGGUAUUCCUAAUGGUUUUAUGCCUCCUCCUCAAGGACAAUCCACUCAGCAUACAGUUUCACUAACUACUGAAGUUAAUCAAGUGAUUCCCACUGCCAUGCACACUCGAGUUCAACCAUACUUCGAUGAUCAUCAACAAGUGUAUGAUAUACCUAAUAUGUCUGAAGAAGGUUAUGAAAGACAUGAAAAGUUGAGAGAAAAUGUUGAAACUAUUGAGAAAAGGCUGAGAGCAAUGGAAGGUGAUCAGAUCUUAGGUGUUGCUUCCAGAGAAAUGUGCCUUGUAUCUGGAUUGGUAAUCCCUGCAAAAUUCAAGACACCCAACCUUGAUCAAUAUGAAGGAGUUACUUGUCCUAAAAGUCAUCUUAUCAUGUACUAUAGAAAGAUGGAAGCUUACAUGGACAAUGACAAACUCAUGAUCCACUAUUUCCAAGACAGUUUGAAAGGUGCCUCUUCCAAAUGGUACUUGACCCUUGAUCAGACUCUCAUCCGUUGUUUCCAAGAUUUGUCUGAUGCUUUCAUUAAACAAUACAAGUACAACAUGGAUCUAGCUCCUGAUAGAAGGCAAUUGUUGAGCAUGUCUCAAAAAGAUUCUGAAUCCUUUAAAGAAUAUGCAUAA